This is a messenger RNA of Penicillium chermesinum, 294 nucleotides long. RefSeq names its product 40S ribosomal protein eS25. The transcript has 3 exons. Gene Ontology annotation, molecular function: structural constituent of ribosome. The record is from RefSeq and is a predicted model, not a curated record. Lineage: Eukaryota; Fungi; Ascomycota; Eurotiomycetes; Eurotiales; Aspergillaceae. Gene Ontology annotation, cellular component: cytosolic small ribosomal subunit. Bases 1 to 294 code for a protein of 97 amino acids.
AUGGCGCCCGCAGCAUCGACCGGUGGCAAGAAGCAGAAGAAGAAGUGGUCCAAGGGCAAGGUCAAGGACAAGGCCAAGCACGAAGUCGUCCUCGAGAAGACCGUUGCUGAGAAGCUCAACAAGGAUGUCCAGUCCUACCGCCUGAUCACUGUCUCCACCCUCGUCGACCGUCACAAGAUCAACGGCAGCCUUGCCCGUGCUGUCCUGAACGACCUCGAGGAGCGUGGUGUGAUCAAGAAGGUUGUUGGCCACAACACCCUCAACAUCUACACCCGUGCCGUCACCGCCGAGUAA